Molecule: messenger RNA, 2094 nt
Organism: Trypanosoma theileri
Lineage: Eukaryota; Euglenozoa; Kinetoplastea; Trypanosomatida; Trypanosomatidae
Exons: 1
Coding region: 1-2094 (697 amino acids)
Cellular component (GO): membrane
Source: RefSeq, a predicted model, not a curated record
AUGGCAUCCACGAUUCAACAGCCACCCUUUGUGCAUACCCUGCUUGGCCCCGAGGGUCUCCUGAGUGAUGAUGACAAUGAGGGGGUUUCCCUUCUUCAUGACGAUCUGGAAGAAGAAGAAGAAGUAGGGCGGAGAGAAGUGAAUCCCGCUCACGGUGAGUCACUAUCCGAUCCGCUCCUCGCACCGUCCAUUGCGUCUUCGUUGCUUCCUACUCAGCAUGACCCUAAGCCAGACGAUCUCUACAGUAAAGUCGAACAGAAUGGGGCUGGGGCUGGGGCUGGUGGCUCCUCUGCUGCUUCUGGUGAUGACUGGCGGCGGAGCGGCAAUCGACGAAGGCGAGAUCUACCUCCACUGAGCGAACCACGUCGAUUCUGGCAGUUGUUUGUAGGUGUUCUGUGCUGUUUUGCCGUCUCAUCCAGUUAUGCAUUUAAUCUCUACAGUGGACAACUGCAGUCCAAGUACAACUUUACCCAAAGUCAAAUGACCACUAUUACUACUGUUGCUGAUGUGGUCGGUGCAGUAAUACUUAUUUUUGGUUUCUUGUAUGAUCGCUAUGGCGCAUGGCCUCUUUUCUUGACCACAAUGAUAACUUUUUCGCUCGGUGCGGUAUUGUUUGGCUUAACAUACGCAAAUGCCAUUACAGGGUCAGUGCCAGCCUUCUCUGUAUAUGUUUCCUUACUGGCUUUGGGGACUUCAUUACUUGACAUUUGUGGUGUUAUGACACUAUUGUCCAUAUUUCCUGUUAACAGAGGAGCCGUUGUAGCAGUAAUGAAAACGUUUUCCGGAAUGGGUUCUGCUAUUCUAGGUGCCAUUCACUUGGCCUUUUUCUCAGAAAAUAAUGACAGUGAUACGAGUCGUUUUUUUUUCUUUGUUGCUGCUGUGGCAUCUGUAGUUUCAUUUCUUGGCCUGGUUUUCGUGGAGGUCCCACCCUACAUGAUCAAAGGAUGUGAGCAGAAUGUCCUUACAGAUGAGGAACGGAGACUACGACGACGUUUGAAGAGACAAUAUCUGCGUCAGAAGGCUCCUGCUGCACGUUUUGCUGUUGGUGUUACUAUUGUGUUGAUUUUAGUGGUGUUUCUCCCCACACAAGGGGCUUUAUCUGCGUACUUUGAUCUUGAUCACAAAUACCACGUUGCAUUUGCAUGUAUUGCUAUUGGUUUACUUGCACUAUACCCAAUAAUGGCUUUGCCACUGAAGAUAUUUGACCGUAAGGUUAACUUACUGGACGCAGGAAGUAUUCCAUGCACCUCUAACCGUGUAAGUCGCGCAAGCCGUUUUACACGGGAUAGUAUGAACAGUGCUGCUGAUGCAGCUGAUAUUGAUUUUAUUGCGCCUCAGUACCAGACUACAGCAGUUGAAAACUUCCGAACGUUUCGUUUUUUGCUCCUGGUGUGGACGCUUUUUUGCCUUUUUGGGGCUCAUUUUAUUAUAUUAACGAAUAUGCGUUUUCUGGUUGGUGCUCUUGCAGGGAAACCUCUUGACGAGUCUUUUAUGGCACUUCUUGUCGUGCUUGUUGGUGUCGGCAGUGGAGUUGGUCGUAUUUUGUUAAGUAUCUUUGAGAUGGCUACCCAAGGUAAACCUGCUGAAAGACGAAUGCCCAUUACGUUUAUAUUAUUUGUCCCGACUGGAUUUACCGUGCUUACUCUUGUCUUAAUUAUGUUGGUUACACCUAAAGCACUUCCUAUUCCUUGCUUUAUUAUGGCAUUAGCUAGUGGAUGUACGGCAGCAGCUGUUGUUAUUGUUUUACGCACUAUAUAUGCAAAAGAUGUGGCUAAACAUUACAAUUUCUGUAUGGUUGCUGGAAUUGUUGCAUCAGUAGUAAUGAAUCGUCUUGUAUAUGGUGAGUGGUAUACACAUCAGGCUGCCAAGCAGGGUGGUAGUUUGUGUUACGGCAAACAGUGCGUCUUGAUGCCCUUAUUGGUGUCUCUUGGUAUGAAUAUCUCUGCUGUUGCCUCCACUGUUUAUAUUCAUUGGGACUACAGCAGGUACUGUAGAGAAAUGCUUGAACUGCGAGACGACCGAUUACGUGGAGGGAGACGACGUAGCGUAUUUGAAGAUAGCGUAUUAACAGAAUCUGUGAACCCUAUGGACUAA